This is a messenger RNA of Sebastes umbrosus (honeycomb rockfish), 2621 nucleotides long. It is a transcript of the gene kcnj16a, whose product is annotated as potassium inwardly rectifying channel subfamily J member 16. The transcript is spliced from 2 exons. Gene Ontology annotation, cellular component: plasma membrane. Lineage: Eukaryota; Metazoa; Chordata; Actinopteri; Perciformes; Sebastidae. The record is from RefSeq and is a predicted model, not a curated record. The coding region runs from base 178 to 1455 and encodes 425 amino acids. Gene Ontology annotation, molecular function: inward rectifier potassium channel activity. Gene Ontology annotation, biological process: potassium ion import across plasma membrane; regulation of monoatomic ion transmembrane transport.
CAGCCGCGAUGGACUCCAAGCAAAGAACAGAGCUUUUUGUGGUAGGAUUAAACUUUUGGCAUUAGUGUUUAGUUGUAAAAUUUUAGGACAAACGUUGAAAAAAAGCAUCAGAAGUGUUCGCCUCAGUGCCUGUUUUCACAGUUUUGGGAGUUGAACACCUCGCAAAGACUCUGGAAGAUGCAUAACCAAUACACAUCAGUGAGCCCCACCGACGGCAUCGCUGUGAAGGCUGAGAAUGGACCUCAACCAAAGAAGCACCGCUACAUACGCAAAGAGGGCAGCUGCAACGUCGUGUUUCGCCACGUUCCCGAGGAGUGGCUGCUGUUUGUGACCGACAUCUUCACCACCUUGGUGGAGAUCAGAUGGAGGGUGAUGUUCCUGAUCUUCGCCCUGUCUUACAUUCUGUCUUGGCUUUUCUUCGGCAUCAUCUACUGGGUCAUCGCGCUCGCUCACGGUGACACCAGAAACGUCACGAGUGAAAGUCAUCCCUGCAUGGACAACGUGCACAGCUUCACAGCUGCGUUCCUCUUCUCGCUUGAAACUCAAACGACCAUUGGCUACGGCUACAGAGGAAUGUCCGAGAACUGCAUGAUCGCCAUCAUCAUCGUCACGAUACAAGACGUCAUCAGCUGCUUCAUAGACACGUUUGUCAUCGGAAUUGUUGUCGCCAAAAUGGCCUCGGCCAGGAAGAGGGCGCAGACGGUGGGCUUCAGCAACUGCGCCGUCAUCAAUCUUCGCGACGGCUACUUGUGUCUUUCCUGGAGGGUCGGGGACUUCCGCCGGCACCACCUGGUGGAAGGGAUGGCUCGCGCCCAGAUUGUCCGCUCCACGGUGCACGCCACGGGGAAAAUGGACGUGACCUAUGAAGAUCUGAUCAUCAUGCAGAGGGACAUCAUCCUGUGCACGCCAGCCACCAUCUUCCACAGGAUCGAACCCGGCAGCCCUCUGUACACCAUGAGUCUGAUAGAUCUACGGAAAGCAGACUUUGAGCUGGUGGUGUCGUUCACCUACAUGGACGACUCCACAGGUAUGCUGCAUCAGACCCGAACCUCGUACACUCCAGCUGAAAUCCUCUGGGGUCAGCUGUUCCAGGAGAUGAUCCGGGUCAGCAGGAGGAACUACAGGGUGGAUUACACCUUGUUCAACCACACCGCCAAGGUGCUGGUGCCCGAGGUCAGCGCUGAGGACUACGAACACAAGAAGCAGCUGCGGUCCUCUCCCCGACAUUCUCUGCGACAUUCGCCGAGAUCUUCCCCGCGACAUUCGCCUAGAUCUUCCCCGUCUCCAAGGUUACAGCAGCGAAAUCAUCAUGACAAACAUCUGAAACCUCCAACGGUGACUGUUGAACUUGUGAAUGAUUGUCGCCCUGAACCAACCGUUUCUACAGCUCAAGCAGACCAUCAUCAUCAAGACACGUUGACUCUGCCAAAGGACCUCACGAAUACAGAAAUAUAGAAGCAGAGCCAUGAUGUUUGAGGCCACCAUUCAUUAAGACAUUGUGUUAAUUGUCCAUUUUUUUUCAAAGACGCGAUACUAAAGAGGAAUAUUGUGGAUGAAUCUCAUUUACUGUAAGAAUGUUGAGAGUUCUGGCUUCUGUUUUUUUAGCAUGUGUUUUUUUUUUUUUUAAAGUGACACUCCAGCCCAGAUCUGUCUUUUGAGUAUCAAACCUCUGUAGGCUUGUAAGAUGGCGCCCAUUCAUACCAAUGAGAGCUGCUCAUCCAGCACAUUAACUACGUGUUGAGGGGAUCCUUAGCUGUGCUUUUCAAAACAGAACAGGCUUAACACUACGUGUAGCCAGCUAGCAAGAGCGCUAUCAAAAAGUAUCCUCCCCAUGACACCAAAGAACAGAUAUUGAUAAGAAGGGAAAGUCAAAUCCAUUGCAACAUCAGCGCCCAGCGGCAGAGCUACGCUUCCACCAUUUUGGAUUGAAAGCGACUACCAGACGCCAGUAAACCGUCCGCCUACAAAGUGACGUAAAAAAGUAAAACUAAACUAUUUCUAUUCCAUUGUCAUAAUUUAAUGUCUUUGCCGAAAUGGCCUUUGUUGAACAAUACAAAUAUCAUAAACAUGCAUACUAUUAUAACUAUUUACUUUAGGGAUGCACCGAUACCGAUACCAGUAUCGGGGAUCAUACUCACAAAAAGGCUCCGAUACAACGGCACCGAUACCACUUUACGGCGGCGUGACGUUAACCUCUCGGCACCAUCUGUCGGGCCCUAUCGCAUGUGCUCACGCUCCACCUCCCCGACGGUGCGGGCAAAACGGGACGGUGGUGCGCCCAACCCCACGGGGCCGGGAUCCCGCCUCAGCCGGCGCGCGCCGACCCUCACUUUCAUUGCGCCACGGGGUUUGUCUUGCACCCUCUGACUCGCGCGUGCGUUAGACUCCUUGGUCCGUGUUUCAAGACGGGUCGGGUAGGUGGCCGACAUAGCCACAGAACCCUGGCACCUUCCACGUGGUCCAAGCCCCGCCCUGGGGGUACGAUGCGGCUGGGGCGUACUGAAAACAGUCCGCCCCGGUGACGCUUUGUCCACGGCCCCGGGAAGCACCUUCACCCCGAGCCUUUCCAAGCCGACCUCGAGCCGGUGGCGGCGCACCGCCUCGUAUUCGGGACUCCCCAG